AUGGCGGCGGCGGCGGCAGCGGCGGCGGCGAUGGCUCCUCCGGGCUGCCCGGGUUCGUGUCCCAACUUCGCCGUAGUCUGCUCUUUCUUGGAGCGCUACGGGCCGCUGCUCGACCUGCCUGAGUUGCCGUUCCCGGAGCUCGAGCGGGUGCUGCAAGCUCCGCCGCCGGACGUCGGCAACGGAGAAGUACCUAAAGAACUGGUGGAGCUCCAUUUGAAGUUGAUGAGGAAGAUUGGCAAAUCUGUUACAGCAGACAGAUGGGAAAAAUACUUGAUCAAGAUAUGCCAAGAGUUUAAUAGCACCUGGGCAUGGGAGAUGGAGAAGAAAGGCUAUCUUGAAAUGAGUGUUGAAUGCAAGUUAGCACUCUUAAAGUACCUCUGUGAGUGUCAAUUUGAUGACAAUCUCAAAUUCAAGAAUAUUAUCAAUGAGGAGGAUGCUGAUACCAUGCGUCUCCAGCCAAUUGGCCGUGACAAAGAUGGCCUCAUGUACUGGUACCAGUUGGAUCAAGAUCACAAUGUCAGAAUGUACAUAGAAGAACAAGAUGAUCAAGAUGGCUCUUCAUGGAAAUGCAUUGUGAGAAAUCGAAACGAGUUGGCUGAGACUCUUGCACUCCUGAAAGCACAAAUUGAUCCUGUUCUAUUGAAGAACUCUAGCCAACAGGACAGCUCUUCCCGGGAAAGUCCCAGCUUAGAAGAAGAGGAGACUAAAAAGGAGGAAGAAACAACUAAACAAGAGGAACAGAAAGGAAGUGCAAAAACGAAAAGUGAAGAGCGGCCAGUAGAUUCAGAAAAAUGUUCUACACCCAGUCCUCUAGAAGGGACUACUGUGAAAAUAGAAAAAGAAGGUGAAAAGGAACUUGGAAAACUGCCAGUCAUAGUGAAGCUGGAAAAAUCUGUGCCAGAAAGCGAAGAAAAAAAGAUUAUCAAAGAAGAAAGCGAUUCCUUCAAGGAAAAUGUCAAACCUGUAAAAGUGGAAAUGAAAGAAUGUAAAGCAGAUCCUAGAGAUAUCAAAGGUAGUGUGGAGAAGUUAGAGCCUGAGAGGCUAGACUUUGUUGGCAAUGUUAAAUCUUCUCAAGAAAUUACCGAAAAGUCUACUGAAGAAACCGAGAAACUUAAAAAUGACCAGCAGGCCAAGAUUCCACUAAAAAAACGAGAAAUUAAACUGAGUGAUGAUUUUGAUAGUCCAAUCAAAGGACCUUUGUGUAAAUCAGUUACUCCAACAAAAGAGUUUCUGAAAGAUGAAAUAAAGCAAGAGGAAGAGACUUGUAAAAGGAUCUCUACAAUCACUGCUUUGGGUCAUGAAGGGAAACAGCUGGUAAAUGGAGAAGUUAGUGAUGAGAAGGUAACUCCACAUUUUAAGACAGAACAGAUGGAGACAAAGUUUUAUGAUACAAAGGAAGAUAGUUGCAGCCCCUCUAAGGAUAGAAGUGUCAUCAUGGAGGGAAACGGAGCAGAGUCUGUAAAUUCUGUCAUUGCAAGUGUAAAAAUAGGUGAUCUUGAGAAAGAAGUGGUCCCUUUAGGGAAAGAUACAGAUAAUUCAAUAUCAGUCUUAGAGACCCAGAGUCAGAAAGAGCACAUAGAGGAAACUGGUCCUUCAGAAAUGGAAACCUCUCUUGAGACUGCAGAAAUAGCAAAGGAUCUCUCUUUAAAAACUGCUUUAUCUACCACUGAAUCCUAUAGUAUGAGAGUUGAAGAGAAGUCUCCCAAAAGUAAGAAGGAUAAGCGCCCACCAGUCCUAGAGUGUCUUGAAAAGUCCAAAAAGACUUUUCUUGAUAAGGACACACAAAGAUUGAGUCCAAUACCAGAGGAGGUUCCAAAGACAACUGUAGAAUCAUUACAGGCCGGGUCUCCUGAGGCAGCUGAAACUUAUCCAUCAUCUAACGUGACUGUCCACUGUGAGAAACUAGCCUCAGAAGUUGAGUGUCAGGAUACAAGUUCACUUGAAGGUCAGUCCCUGGAGAAAGUAGACCCAGAAAUUUUAAAAGUGGAUUCUGAAUCAACAAAGGUAGAAGUCGAUGAUCUGGACAGUGCCCAGACCUCUGGCACAGGUGAUCCUUCUGAGACAAAGGGUUCUAUGCAAAAAAGCAAAUUGAAAUAUAAGUUGAUUCCUGACGAAGAAAACACUGCCUCAGAAAACACAGAGAUAACCUCAGAAAGGCAGAAAGAAGGCAUCAAAUUAACAAUUAGGAUAUCUAGUCGGAAAAAGAAGUCAGAUUCUCCUCCCAAAAUUGUAGAGCCAGAAACCAAGCAAGAGAAGACAGAAAAGGAAGAAGAGAAAACAAACGUUGGGCGUACUUUGAGGAGGUCUCCAAGAAUAUCUAGACCCACAGCAAAAGUGGCUGAAAUCAGAGAUCAGAAAGCUGAUAAAAAAAGAGGGGAAGAAGAUGAAGUAGAAGAAGAGUCAGCAGCUUUGCAAAAGACAGACAAAAAAGAAAAUUUGAAAAAAGCAGAGAAGGAUACGAAUUCUAAAGUAACCAAGGUAAAGCCCAAAGGCAAAGUUCGAUGGACUGGUUCUCGAACACGUGGCAGGUGGAAAUAUUCCAGCAAUGAUGAAAGUGAAGGGUCUGACAGUGAAAAAUCAUCUGCAGCUUCAGAAGAGGAGGAAGAAAAGGAAAGUGAAGAAGCCAUCCUAGCAGAUGAUGAUGAGCCAUGCAAAAAAUGCGGCCUUCCAAACCAUCCUGAACUAAUCCUUCUGUGUGACUCUUGUGACAGUGGAUACCACACUGCCUGCCUUCGCCCUCCUCUAAUGAUUAUUCCAGAUGGAGAAUGGUUCUGCCCCCCUUGCCAGCAUAAACUGCUGUGUGAAAAAUUAGAAGAACAAUUACAAGAUUUGGAUGUUGCCUUAAAGAAGAAGGAGCGUGCUGAACGCAGGAAAGAACGCUUGGUGUAUGUGGGUAUUAGUAUUGAAAACAUCAUUCCUCCACAAGAGCCAGAUUUUUCGGAAGAUCAUGAAGAAAAGAAAAAAGAUUCGAAAAAAUCCAAAGCAAAUUUGCUUGAAAGGAGGUCGACAAGAACACGGAAGUGUAUAAGUUACAGAUUUGAUGAGUUUGAUGAAGCAAUUGAUGAAGCUAUAGAAGAUGAUAUCAAAGAGGCUGAUGGAGGAGGAGUUGGCCGAGGGAAAGAUAUCUCCACCAUCACAGGCCACCGUGGAAAAGACAUCUCUACUAUUUUGGAUGAAGAAAGAAAAGAAAAUAAACGACCCCAGAGGGCAGCUGCUGCUCGCCGGAAGAAACGCCGGCGACUGAAUGAUCUGGACAGUGACAGCAACCUGGAUGAAGAGGAGAGCGAGGAUGAGUUCAAGAUCAGUGAUGGAUCUCAGGAUGAAUUUGUUGUAUCUGAUGAGAACCCAGAUGAGAGUGAAGAAGACCCACCAUCUAAUGAUGACAGCGACACUGAUUUCUGUAGCCGAAGACUAAGGCGACACCCCUCCCGGCCUAUGAGGCAAAGCAGGCGUUUGCGGAGAAAGACCCCAAAGAGAAAGUGCUCUGACGAUGACGAGGAGGAGGAGUCUGAGGAGAACAGCAGAGACUCUGAAAGUGACUUUAGUGAUGACUUUAGCGAUGAUUUUGUAGAAACUCGGCGAAGAAGAUCUAGAAGGAACCAGAAGAGACAAAUUAACUACAAGGAAGAUUCAGAAAGUGAUGGUUCCCAGAAGAGUUUACGUCGUGGUAAAGAAAUCAGACGAGUUCACAAGCGUAGGCUGUCUAGCUCAGAUAGUGAAGAGAGCUAUAUGUCCAAGAACUCUGAAGAUGAUGAGCUAGCUAAAGAAUCAAAACGGUCAGUUCGAAAACGGGGUCGAAGCACAGAUGAGUAUUCUGAAGCAGAUGAGGAGGAAGGAGAAGGUAAACCAUCCCGAAAACGGCUACACCGGAUUGAGACGGAUGAAGAGGAGAGUUGUGACAAUGCUCAUGGAGAUGCAGAUCAACCUGCCCAUGACCGCCAGCCCAGGCUCCUGCCCUCAGAGCAAGACAGCACCAAAAAGCCCUAUCGGAUAGACAGUGAUGAGGAGGAGGACUUUGAAAAUGUAGGCAAGGUGGGGAGCCCAUUGGACUAUAGCUUAGUGGACCUACCUUCCACCAAUGGACAGAGUCCUGGCAAAGCCAUUGAAAACUUGAUUGGCAAGCCAGCUGAGAAGCCUCAAACCCCCAAGGACAGCAGCACAGCCAGUGCAAGCCUGGCCCCCAAUGGGACAAGCGGUGGGCAGGAGGCAGGGGCACCAGAAGAGGACGAAGAUGAGCUUUUAAGAGUGACUGACCUUGUUGAUUAUGUCUGUAACAGUGAACAGUUAUAA
Molecule: messenger RNA, 4290 nt
Organism: Budorcas taxicolor (takin)
Lineage: Eukaryota; Metazoa; Chordata; Mammalia; Artiodactyla; Bovidae
Gene: RSF1
Product: remodeling and spacing factor 1
Exons: 16
Coding region: 1-4290 (1429 amino acids)
Biological process (GO): regulation of DNA-templated transcription
Cellular component (GO): RSF complex
Source: RefSeq, a predicted model, not a curated record